AUGGGCAGAUCGUCGCCUCCAUUCCUUUAUGAGAGUCCCUCCGCCUACAGCUUUAAAGGUCCCACCGACCGUGGGUUUAACCCGAGGGCCGCGACAGAGGCGAGCUGGACUCGUCCAGCAGUCAAACCCAAGAAAAAAGGGCCACUGGUGGAGCUAAACCGGCACCCUGACACGUGGGGUUUCUUCAAUACGGCCAGCUCAUUUACACCGAUGAGCUACAAAACAAAGGAUCGAGUCAAGUACGCACGAGCAAGUCAGCUCGCACUUCGAGUGCUCACUUUGCUGGGGGCCCUGGGGUCCUUGUUCUGCUCUAUCGUUAUUAAGGGAGCUGCAACGACCGUCAUUUGGAUCAUCCGCGCUGGUCCAAUAGUUGCAAUUCUCCACACCAUUUACGGUAUCUACCAUAAUUCCAGAUCUGCUCUCAACCGACCAGCGGGUUCUCAAGCCAGCUAUGGGCUAUUCGCUUCGACUCUCGACUUCGGACUCAUUGCAUUCUACACAUUUACUGCAUUUAUAUCAUACGGCGAAUGGAUCUCCAAUGCAUACCACUGGAAUACUCUCUUCAACGACAGCGAUAUGACUGUAACAAUUUCCGAGACCACCUUCAUCCUGGCUAUUGCGAAUGGUAGCUUGCACCUGAUCUCCCUUGCCAUAUCGAUUUUCUUGGCGAUCAUCUUCCGGAAGAUCUCCCGCCUACCGCCUGACAUGAACCCACUUGAAGACAAUUUGACUGCACGCCCCCGCAAGACCCAUAAGGAGUCUGAAAUGGAGGAGAAACAUCUCAGCCAGUCGACCAUGGAUUCUGGCUUCGAGGAUCCUCUCAUCGGACCUCCCCGGAGUGUUCCAUUUAUGCAUACACGUGAACAGUCUUCCGGUGGUGAUUCUAACCGUGGAUCAAUGGGUAUUCUCGAUGAACAGCGACAAUCAUAUCCUUCCUAUUAUCAGCAUCGCCUAUCCCACUUGCAAUCCCCAACAGAACCUCACAUGGAUCCCUCUAGCCCUGAGACUUUAUUCCAGGAAACCGUGGAGCCCUAUGACUUCACAUCACAGACGUCUGCCCCAGAAUAUCGAAAAGUGGCCUCUCACGCUCCUGAAAUCAUCGAUGCUACCGCUCAAAUGCGCCAUUUGUCGUCACGUACUGCUGAUCGAUCGGAUACUGUCAGUCCAGUGUCCAACAAUUGGGUAGCAUAUUCUGAGCGGUCUCUAUCCCCAAUGGGCGAAACGCAGAACGGGAACGAAAACACUCUCCGUCAGUCCUCCUCUGUUUAUAGCCGCCAAACCACCAAGACCACCACAUCCAACGGUAGUGGCAUUCGAGAUUGGUUUGCUUAUGGCCCCAAGCCGGGGCCAAGUAUUGGAAGUGUUAUCCCAGAAGAUGUACGUGGGGAGUAUGCGUCGCUAUCCACGCAUGAAUUCUAUGGGCUUGAUGAUGGCCACGAUCGCCACCGUGAACAAGAUGUGGGUGAUCAACGCAUGGACAUAUUCCCAGACCCAGAAGAUCACAGAGAUGACGUUGAUGACGAGCGUGACGGCGCUAUUCCAUUCAAUCCGCUUAUGCUUAACCCACCAACCCCGCAACCUAUUCUGACCGAAAAGCCCGAGAACACCGAUCCAGUUCGGCGGGUUGUCCUCGGAGAUAGCCCCAAUCUAUCAUACAAUCCACAGGCACAGCCAGUGUCUGUACCCCACGAGAGCCCCAAUCCCACUUCGCCCAAGACCCGGUUCUAUGGCGAGCUGGAUGUAGAUGGCAAGCCUGGAUUGGCCGCGUCUCGCGAGUCAAGCGCCCAGGUGGUGCGUAAGCCAACCAAGCUUACGAAGAAACGAAACAGCAAGAUGUCUGCUUAUGAGUCUCUCAAGAAGAAUGACAGCGAUGAAGAAAACGGAUACCUCUCAGCCAGGAAGCCUGCUUCGCAUCGCGCCACCGAAAGUGACCGCAAGGGCCGUGUCGUGAGCAACACCGGUGCAGACACUGCCCGGUCUGGCAUCGCAGGCGGGGUUGGUGCAUCCUUAUCUUCAUACGGCAGUUACAUUGCCGGUCUGGGCGUCGGACGCCGCCGCGAUGUGAGUGGCAAGGUUGCCGAAGAAGGGCGCAGCGACAAUGUUCUCGAUAAACAACCUGGCCAGAAUCAGAACGAAAGUCACAGACAGACUACGAAUUCUUCACCCAAUCGGGCUGCAGGAUGGGCUCGGUUUGCCGGACUUUGA
This is a messenger RNA of Penicillium griseofulvum, 2205 nucleotides long. RefSeq lists its product as uncharacterized. NCBI's taxonomy places the organism in Eukaryota, Fungi, Ascomycota, Eurotiomycetes, Eurotiales, Aspergillaceae. The transcript is spliced from 3 exons. The coding region runs from base 1 to 2205 and encodes 734 amino acids. The record is from RefSeq and is a predicted model, not a curated record.